Messenger RNA from Pyricularia pennisetigena, 534 nucleotides. RefSeq lists its product as uncharacterized. Bases 1 to 534 code for a protein of 177 amino acids. The record is from RefSeq and is a predicted model, not a curated record. NCBI's taxonomy places the organism in Eukaryota, Fungi, Ascomycota, Sordariomycetes, Magnaporthales, Pyriculariaceae. The transcript has 2 exons.
AUGGAGGAGCAGCCGACGGCUCAGGCGGACUGCCCAUCACAACGUGCUUGUUCCACUCAUAGACGCGGUUCAUGCCUCGACCGGAGCCCGAAAGCCCUGCGAGACUCGAGUCCGACGGCUUCUCCUGUUCGUCUUCACGGUAAGGGGCUUCGUUAUGAUGAUGGCGUCUGGAUGAUGUGGGCGUCGACAAAGAUUCGCUCUUUUGCCGCUGGCGCCUACGGCUACUGCUUCUGCUGGGCGAAUGGCUUUCACCACCAUUCGCACCGUGCUUGUCGUCGCUUUCUGCAUGGCGGCGGCUCCGCCGGCCAGGACCUCCAGACUGUCCCAGGUCUGAGGAUCGGGUGCUACGUGAGGCGUAAGGAUACAUGGGUGGAUGUUGCGAGCGAGGAGGAGUGUGCUGGUGUUGAUGGGCAGGGGAUGCCAAUGGCACAUGAGGAUGCAUGGGUGCCGGAGCAUGAUGUAGUGAAACUAUCGAUGGAGGAGGCGCAGUUCCAUGCAAUAGAGGUCCCGGGUGAACAACCAGAGGCACGGUAG